This is a messenger RNA of Belonocnema kinseyi, 2017 nucleotides long. RefSeq lists its product as uncharacterized. Lineage: Eukaryota; Metazoa; Arthropoda; Insecta; Hymenoptera; Cynipidae. The coding region runs from base 211 to 867 and encodes 218 amino acids. The transcript has 4 exons. The record is from RefSeq and is a predicted model, not a curated record.
GACGAGUCGGCGAAGAGGCCGAGUCAGCCGGUAGCGCGGCUUUCUCAUUCCCGAUAAAACCGUCCGGACACCUGCCGCUAUCUACAGUUCGCUCUGUUCCGCCGGAGACUUGGUAUUGGUUCGGUUUUCAAAGCGUGAUAAGCCCCCGAGUAAGAAAUUGAGAUUUCAUCAAUUUCGAUAAGUGUUUAGUUCGUUCAAAAGUGCGUUAUAAUGCAGAAGGAAACAGACUGGAAAAUGAUCUUCAAUUGGUCCUUCUUCGUGGUCCUCUCGGUGCUCUUGAGGACGUCUCAAGCUCUCCUCACUGCUCCCUUACCAGAAUUCACACAUGGUAUCUCGAACAUCGAUAGUAUGGUGACAGACGACGAUCUGAUCAGAGAUCAAAUGUCCCGACAGCAAGUUGUCAGUGAAGACGAGAUCCUCGGGACGAAUAACCGAACGAAGGAAACGGUUUACGUAAUCGAAUUUGAAACUGAACCAGAUGAGAAAGAAGAAGUUCCAAGAAAAAGGGGCAAAGAUGGUACUCUUGUUGUCGGAGAAUCGCAGAGCCCCCUGGACCCGUGGUCGAUCGUCUGGUACAUCGGCUCAUUUGGUGGUCUGGUGGCAUUUUUCCUGAUAGUGAGCUGUUCCGAAUGGUGCUGUCGACGAGGGGCCAGGCCCAUCACUGUACCCUACAUUCAACGAGGAGAGGUCAUUAGCAGUGCUCAAGGAGUGACCGAGACUCCGCCACCUCCUUAUCACCUUUUUGCACCUCCGCCUUAUGAUUCGAUCAAUUAUGCCGACCUCACUGAUAAGGCUUCGGGAGAGAAGCUCGACAUUUAUGUGAUAUCAAUGCCUAUUCAGAGCCCAGUGAACCAAGUGCCAGCGUAAAAACCCACACGACAAUCCUCUGAACGAGGAUGACCCAUCAACUGUUAAAUGACACCGAAAGUGUCGACUCUCUGAUACCGUUUUCUGGAUCUCAAUAAAAAAAAAAGAACUUUUCGAUCUUCCUGAACGAGGCAAUAUCGAGAGGUUUCAAAUCCAUAAGAUCUAGAACUAUACGACCUCAAAGUGAUGAGUCCAAGAUUUCUGAAGAAUGAUGACGAAAGAUGAAAGGGAGAUUAUAGAUUAGGGAGACGAUUACAUGUAUGGGUGCACUAUCGUCGGAAAAAAUCACUGAUAACUUUGAAACGUGAUAACUCGGUCGGAAGUAUUAAUAGACACAUGAGGUUUAGUGGAGAUAUACCUUGAUAUCUUGUCUUUAAUUUAAGCCGGAAAAACUUAAAAACUAUUAACGGGUUCGUGAGUUAUGAAUAAAAAUGUGGAAGCGUUGCGUCGAGUUUCAGUAGCCAGGCCAGUAGAUGAGUAAAGUGGGUUCUAACGCGAGAGUCCUACCCUACCGGCAUCGAGAAGUUUCCACCUGUAGUGGUUCGUGUCCGUGCUAAAGUUUCUAGAAAAAAAGGGGUUCGUAUCCGUGCUAAGCUUUCAGAUCGUUCUUGAAGGGCCUUACUCAUCUACUGAAGCCGUUUAACACGCUUGGAUAUUUGUAAUAAUAUCUCGGGAACCAGUUAGGACUUUUCAGUUCUGAUUGGCUUAAAUUAAAGUCAAAGUCUCAACGUUUAUGUCCUCUUUAUCUCGAAUUUUUGCUACAUUUUUUUAGGUCUUGACAGGAGUUGUUAAACAAAAUUCGAGAAGGUCAGAAAUAUCUCGAUAAGCUUCAUUCUCGACCGAGUUAUCGUUCUUAAAAGUUGAAAAGGGACAUUUUGUUUUCUAACAAAAAGUCAAGAGCCCAAAAUUGUAUCACGAAUGACUUUUUGAGAUUCCAUUCUGAAAGUAGAAAUAGUGCAAAUGUGGAAAAACUCUUCUUCGAUGCAAAAAUUGUCGAUAUUUCCAUUUUUGUCUUCAAUUUUGCAAUGAUUAUUAGCAACAAUUUUGUAAAAUUUAGGUAAUAUUUUCUCAAUAAAACUUGAGAGGUGAUGAAUUUGAAACCUGGGUUCGUCAAGCGAAGAUAAACUCGCGAUAGUGACUUCAAUAAAAA